This is a messenger RNA of Girardinichthys multiradiatus, 8833 nucleotides long. RefSeq names its product phosphatidylinositol-binding clathrin assembly protein. Gene Ontology annotation, cellular component: clathrin-coated pit; extrinsic component of presynaptic endocytic zone membrane; synaptic vesicle. Gene Ontology annotation, molecular function: SNARE binding; 1-phosphatidylinositol binding; clathrin heavy chain binding. The transcript has 20 exons. Gene Ontology annotation, biological process: clathrin-dependent endocytosis; clathrin coat assembly; synaptic vesicle budding from presynaptic endocytic zone membrane. NCBI's taxonomy places the organism in Eukaryota, Metazoa, Chordata, Actinopteri, Cyprinodontiformes, Goodeidae. The record is from RefSeq and is a predicted model, not a curated record. Bases 1011 to 2897 code for a protein of 628 amino acids.
UUUCGGCGGACACCUGAACGCGGCUGAGUUGUGAGAUCAGCUGAUUUUUUACGCUGCCAUUUUGUCCGGCAGAGCACUAAGCAGCAGUCAGUCAGUCCGUCCGUCCGUACGGAGAAACCUCUGAGGAGACUUCUCAGACAGCGUCGCCGGACCGUGGAAGGAAAAAACACCCGGUAAUGUGGUUGUAGCAUCCGGAGAACAGCACCAACCGAGCAAGAGGAGCUGUCAUUUCCAACUUACCGGGUCCGCCAGCUCGGCUCGACUCUACCUGGUUUGCUGUCUGCUUGGCUAAUCUCUUUAGCUUUUCAGCUAGCUUCUCACACCUUGAGGAGAGGGAGAACUGCGCUUGUUCGGGCUGUCAGUGUUACAGUAACCUCUUACAAACUUUGAACAAUGCUCUCUUCAAUCCCUUCUUACUUUCCCCACCGCAACGGGCUCCUUACUGGCACUUCAUCCGGCGGACAGUGAUCGCUUCAACAGCAGAGUUAACAAGUUGACGUGGAGGAGGAACUAAAGUUUUUCUCUUUUUUUUUUUUUCUUUUUCCCAGAAGCUUUGAUUUUUCUACGGAUUACUCCUUUUUCUGCCAAGCCGGACGCUGACUUGUCGCUUUUGGUGACUCCAAACCAAGAAUUCAGGUUACAAAGCAGCCUGUUAGCUAUGAUUAUUUGUGGCCAGAAAGUGAUUUCAAGUGUUUUCAGAUUCCACUGUGGGACUCUUUCCUGGUUCGAGUACUGCAACGGAAACAUUAGCUAACACACACUAGCCCAGAAUAGCGUCAUCCUGCUUUAUUUACUUAAUAAUUAAAAGGAAUAAACAUUUUUUUUUUAUUAUUAUUUUUUUAACUCAGAUAACUUAUCUCCAAAGAUUAACUGCUGAUUGUUACGUCAGGUUGUUUUUGGAGCAGCAGUGAUCCGGAACUCGUCUGAAGUUAAAGUUCUGUCCCAUUUGGAGCUGAUCCAUUGAUUGGGUCGUUAUUUUGUCUGAUUGAGCUGAGGGAGAAACAACAGCGAUGUCGGGCCAGUCUAUCACGGAUCGGAUCGCCGCGGCGCAGCACAGCAUGACUGGGUCUGCUAUCAGUAAGGCUGUGUGCAAAGCCACCACACAUGAAGUGAGCGGACCUAAGAAGAAGCACCUGGACUAUCUGAUCCACUGCACCAAUGAGAUGAACGUGAACAUUCCCCAGCUGGCAGACACUCUUUUCGAGCGAACAGCCAACUCAAGCUGGGUGGUGGUCUUCAAAGCCCUCAUUACCACCCACCACCUCAUGAUGUACGGCAACGAGCGUUUCACCCAGUACCUGGCCUCCAGAAACACUUUGUUCAACCUGAACAACUUCCUGGAUAAGGGUGCUCUGCAAGGUUACGAUAUGUCAACCUUUAUCAGACGAUACAGCCGCUACCUGAAUGAAAAGGCCAUGUCCUACAGACUGGUGGCUGUGGAUUUCACCAAGAUGAAGAGAGGUGUUGACGGCGUGAUGCGCACCAUGAACACAGAGAAGCUGAUCAAGACUCUGCCCAUCAUCCAGAACCAGCUAGACGCACUGCUGGACUUCCAGGCCAAUCCUAAUGAGCUGACCAACGGAGUGAUCAACUCAGCCUUCAUGCUUCUCUUCAAAGACUCCAUAAGGCUCUUUGCUGCGUACAAUGAAGGAGUCAUCAACCUGUUGGAGAAAUACUUUGACAUGAAGAAGAACCAGUGUAAAGACGCUCUGGACAUCUACAAGAAAUUUCUUUACAGGAUGACAAAGCUGUCGGAGUUCCUCAAAGUGGCAGAGCAAGUUGGAAUAGAUCAGGGUGACAUCCCAGAUCUCUCACAGGCACCCAGCAGCCUCCUGGAGGCUUUGGAGCAGCACCUGGCCUCUCUAGAGGGCAAGAAGACGAAGGAGUUUAAUGCAGACGCAAGAGCGUCCACCUUGUCGAGUGCCGUCUCAUCUCUGUCCUCCACUGGCAUGUCUUUCAGCCGCAUGGACGAGAAGGAGAAGCAGCAGGCCUUGGAGGAGGAGCAGGCCAGGCUGCAGGCUCUCAAGGACCAGCGUCUGAAGGAGAUCAGCAUGCAGACCCCACCCUCUGCCUCCCCCAGCAGCCAGUCAGUUGGCAGCGGCAGCAACAACAACCACAUCAUACAGACCCCGGAGUUGUUUGGCUCCGUGCUGAAUGCAAACAGCGUGCCCAACCUGAAUACUGACCUGUUUGAUCUUCAGCCGGCCUUCAUCCCUGCUGUGCAGAGCACUCCUUCCAUCUCCAAUGCUAACAGUGCCUGGGGAGGACUGGAGAGCCAGCCACUGCAGCAGACAACCUCCACCAUGACUGUAGAUUUCGAUGCCGUGUUUGGGAAUAAGUCCACACCCAGUAACAACGGCCCACAGCCUGCAGCCGGUUUCGAUGCUCUCGGAGACCUGUUAAAGCCCACAGUCACCGCUCACACCGCACCACCACCUCCUCCUCCUCAAAUGGCCAUCCAUCCUGGAGGAAAGCUGCUAGCCAGUGACCUCGACUUCUCUCUGGCCAACCUUGUGGGCAAUCUGCAGUUUGGUGGAACUGGAGCCAAGAAGCCAGAGAUGCAGUGGAGCCAGCAAGGAGAGAAGAAGCUAACUGGUGGUCAAAACUGGCAAAAUAAGACAAUGUCAACCACACAGUGGAGCCCCGCGCCAAUGGCCCCUCAGCCCAUGCCUGUGCCACAUGUGAAUGGAAUGUUCUAUACUAGUUAUGCUCCGGCGCCAAUGGCUUUCCCCAUGACUACACCACAAGUGCCUGUGUAUGGAAUGGUCCCUCCCCAGAUGGCUCAGAUGGGUGGGGUACCUGUGAUGGCUCCACAGCCCAUGAUGUAUAACCAGCCUGUUCUCAGACCCUCCAACCCUUUCGCACCCAUGCCAGGAGCCCAGAUGCAGUUUAUGUAAUCCAUUCAGGGGGGAAGCUGAGUGCCAAAAGUGACAAACAAACAGCAGAAAAAACUCACGGGAGGACGGAGGGAGGAAUGAUUUGAUCAAGUCAACGGAGAGACACCCAGACAAGAUAACCGACGGACACCAAAACAGGAGACAAGAAGGAGAUGAUGAGGAGUGUUACUGAUGAGGGGAGGCGGGGACUCUGUCCUGGCUGAAACAACUGCUUGCUUGUGUGAGAGUGGAGCUUCUCUGUGUUUAUUGUCUCAUUUGUGUUUUAAAUCGUACAGAUGGAGGGAAAGGAUGGAUGAAUGGAGAAGAGGGGAUGGAGGUAAUCCUGCCUCUGGGUUUCACCCAGGCUGUGCAGUUCAGUAUCUGGAUGCUUUGAGAGCUGCAGAAUUAGCUUUAUUUCAAACUGGUGCUACUUUGUCCUCGCUGAGUUCCUGUCUGCCUGCAACAGCAACUCGGGAGCACUUAUGUGUGUGUGUGUGUGUGUGUGUGCAGCAGUUGUUUUAGGUAAUACAGCCUCCCACCUCCUCUCAAUUCUCUCCCUCAGUCUCUUGUUUUUAGUCAGAGAUGUAGAGGGACAUUUUCUCAAGUCUGUUUCCUGUUAUUUAUUUUCCCAUCUGUAUUUUUUUCCCCCGCUGUUUUCCUCGCCAGCCUCUUUUUAAUGGUAUCAGGGCUUGUACAGCAUUUUGCUGAAGCAUUAAAUGUUAAUCGAGCAUUUCUUGUCAUGGCUUUUAAAGCUUUGCACAUCAAGACGGGGAUCGGUGAAGCGUCGAGACGAAAAGAUUGUCUCAAGGGCUCGUCCCACCAGGGAAACACGGCAAAAUGUAUCCAGAUGUUGCUGAAAUCGUUGACUAUAGCGGCAUCAUGAAAACAGCUGCUGGAAAGCUGCCAGUCAAUGUGCUGUCUUGGAGUUAUUCAAGGGUUUAAGGGUUGGGUUCUUCACGUAAAAUGUCACAUGAGAAAAGUGUCUUGAAACUAAUCUAAUUUGAUCCUAACAUAAUUAAUGAAGCUGUGUAUAUAAGCAAAACUUGAGUGUUUAAGGUUUUCGUUUGUCCUCAUAUGGGCUGUGUACCCAUCUUUGCAAAGUUAAUAUUAGUACAUUCAUCGGAUACUCAGAUUAUGUGUGUGUAUCUCUUUAAGACGAGAGGCAGUGCGUGUUUGUGUUUCCCACAGUGUUUGAUCUGGAUCUGAUAAGUCUACGUGUCCUGAAAUAAAUCCAGCACACUAACGUUGCGCCUCUUCUUAAAGGGAUAUACAUACAGUCAUCUCGUCAAACAGUAAAAGGAUAGUUCAACAUCUUUUAAAGUGAGGGUCAGUUAAGAGGUUUUAAGAAGUUAACAUCUGCUGUAGAUAACUGUCUUGGUGUCUUCCUUUUAAUUUGGAAGCAGAAGCCAACAUGUCGUCUAAAACGUACCAAGUCCAAAGCAAAGUGCUCAUUUUGUGGUAAAGAACUCCAGUUUAAAAAAACCUCUGAGUGGUUUAUGCAAAGGCCAUUUUUUGAACCUUUGCACCAUCAUAAAUCUUCCUGCGUGAAACUUGUACCGAUUAAAGUGGCUUCAAAUUAAAAGUUUUAUAGCAGUGUAAAAAAAUGCUAGUUUAUUGAUUUUCACUCUUUGAUUUACUUUUAUGAGUUACUCUGAUGGGAAAUGCUCUAAAUGUUUCUAGUUGUCCAAUUACCGCCUACAUAUUCAGAAGCUUGUUUGUAACUAACUGCCCGAUGCCAAAAAUGGAAGCGUUCAUAAAAUAGCGUUGGUGUAAGCUGCUCUGAUGUUUGUUUUUUUAAAAUGGAAUAAAUCCACUUUGGUCUGGGCAACUUUUGAACUUGAGCUUUAGUCUUCUGGACCAACUAAUCUGGAUCUAUGCUAAAUGAAGAUGUCAAGAGAGUUAUCUAAAAAAAAAAAACAGCCGCAACAGUUUAUUCAAAGUUUAUGUUAACGUUUUUCAAAGCAGGCUUACCUCUAUACCAGGAAUAAGGAGGAAAUGUGUAUUUUUCUGUCUAAAAGGAAUAUUGUCCAGUUUGUUUUGCCUAAUGGUAGCUGGGUGACCUGUGUGGAUCUGUCCUUAUUUCUAAGACCAGUAGAUGUAGCCCUUUUUAGAGAUCUACAUGAUGUGAUUUAUAACAGCAGUUACUGAAUUGAGUUGACUCCACUUUAAAUUGCACUGAAUCAGAGCGAGAGGCUGGAAGUGUGCCGCUCCACUGACGCGACUGUGGGGUCCGACUACAACUCGUGGAAAACGUUGCGGCCCCUCUUCAGGCAGAACAUCCGUCCUCGUGAGUUGUGGCUGUGUUUGUGCAUAAUGCACCGUGGGCUGUUCUCACAUGUAUGCUUACACGUUUUUGUGUAGGAUUUUUAUUUUUUCUUUUCCAUCGAGGGCUACUUCUGAGGGUCAAAUUUUAAAUCAAACUUAAGCCCACACGUUUGAUACAAAUCUUUUUUUUUCUAAAAUCAAAAUAUUGCAAAAAUGCACAUGCGAAAAAGUUGCACUGAAGUGGCUAUCUCACAGUAGUAGAGCCAUCAAGGUUUCUUUAAGGAUGGUGAUUGGAAGUGUUUUGUAGGGUUUAAAGAACUCUCAGCUAUGGGCUGUUUUGACGAGUACGUUUAUUUCUUCCUGCCACUCUAAAGUUGAACUUGAAGAUUAGUGUAUUCCUAUCAGGGUUCAGCAUUAUAUCCGUGAUAGUCUGGUCUCAAACUCAUCGUCCACUCUGCUGUGAAUCCUCUAGAAUGUCGCCUCGGUUCUUCUAGUCUAGCUGAUCUAGCGCUGCAGCACCUAUUUUUGGCCUGUUUAGUCUGUAUUUAGUCUGUGUAGAUUUGUAAAGUGCUUACAGUUCCCAGUUUCUGUGUAGAUUGUCCCACCUGUCGCUGUGGGUUAGAUGCUGCUCUUUAAAAGCUUCUCGUCAGUCUUGUGUUAGCUUAGCCAAUCUUAUUAUCCCGCUGUAGGUUCUCCCACCGCGUCCUGUCCUCUCUGCUGGUGUCUUCAAAUGAUAGAUCUAUUACCCCUGUCAGUGUUUCCGUUUAGCUGUAGAUAAAACGUUUCUCUCAGGCUCUGUGGUUAGCUUCUCUCAACCUCUUCUUUUUCUUGCUUCUUACGUUGGUCCAGCAUUCCACCAUCCUUCCAUUUCCCCACAUCUGCCUCAUUCAUCCCUGAUUGGACCUGAACAGCAAAGCACACAUACAGAUUUUCAGGUUUUUGUGACAAAAAUUAUCGUUUUGAAGACCAUCUCUUGUCCUUGUGGAAGGUAGCUUUAGCUAAAGGCCAGUUUAAGUAGUUUUCUUCGUUUUCUGUGUUAAAGUGAAGGUAGAGAAAUAGAGAAUCCUGUAUAGUAAAACCUCGGGGAGAUACAGAUCUACAACGUGGCCUUAUGAGCAUAAGAUGGGAUCAAAAGACUUCCUAAAAAUGUUGAAACCAUUGCCUCUUGUUGGGUUGGCGUUUUCAAAACUAGAUCAUGAAAUAAAUCAGAGUAGCCUUUCUGAACAUUGAAACUUGUUAAAGUCAUGGAGAUGUCCCCAUUAGGAUUUUUUGUGGUAAAGAUUCAAGUCAUGUGCAAAUACAGAAUCCCGACCAGUUAAUUCAUAAAAACCAACCAUGAAUAUGCUUGAAAGCCCAGUAGCUUUAAAUUAUAGUACAAUAACAUUUCAUCAGUGGUACAUCCCUCCAAACGCACUCACCAAUGAGGGUUGGCUGCAGUACCAGGUUCUGGGGACAGCAGUGGAUAUUUUGCUAAUGCAUAUAUCGCUACAGUCUUAAAGAAACUCACUUCCUGCUCCUGCUGAUGCUGUUGUUCAUUUCCAAGCAGAAGUUUGCUGAAGCGCUUUGCACACUUUAGCGUCUUUUCUUCCUGUUUCGAUAUGACUUGUUGAUAGUUAAGCGAGUCGUGUAUUUCAGCGGGGGGUUGAUCUCCUGCUUCAGGAACUUCACGCUUUUGUUUUGAACGUCAUAACAUUUCGGCUGCUUUCUGCACAGCUUCCCCCAAAACUCCUUAGAUCAACACAAAACAGUUUUAAGCCAUGCUCACAAGAAGUUAGUUUACUGGCUACCUCUUAGCACAACGGAGAUAAAAUCACAGACGGUCAACAAAGAACAGGUUUCAGGAGUUUAGUUUGGUCAGGGACAUGCCUUUGAUUUAGAAAUGUCUUUAUUGGGAUCCAUACCUGAUAUCUGGUGUUACAUUGGGACAACCUUAGUUGUUGUCCUUCUAAUAGCUCCAGUAUUGAGGAUUAAACAAACCUGCAUUUAGGUGGGAAUGUCUUGGCUUGUUAUCCUGGAAUGAGCCAGAAGGUUUUCAGCUGUCUACCAGCUUCUGUUCAGGGCUUCUUCAAAGAUGUCAUUCAGCAUGAUGGAUUCAGACGGUAGCAAGUAAAUCAGGUUGUGACCAGAAGUUCAGUUUAUUCCGAGGAAGACCUCGACCCUGGGCAAGCAGUGGAAGGUCUUCAUGAAUUCCCAAACAUAAAGGUUCUCUACCAUAAAAUCUUCUCUUUUUUUACUCCACACUGGAUGCUUUGUGAAAACCAGGAUGUGGAUGGUCUCUGGUGAGAAUGCGUCAAGCUAAUUCUCCAGGCCUUACUGACGCAGUUUGUUUUUCCUCGACUCCAGCAGUUUCUCAACAAAUGAAUGACAGAAUUAGCCUUUUAUGUUAAAGGCAGGUGAUUGUGGUCUUAGACCUGUUUUCAGUCUUGUUUGAGCAGAAUUCGUGUAACUGCCAGUAGUUGUUGCAGCUUUAUUGUGUAGGAUUGAAUUUUGGACAUACUUGGACAGUUUCCCAGCACCUGCCUGCUCCAAAUAGGGUCAGUCCCGGCAGCAGUGAGGUUACCUUUCUGGACUCUUAAAGCCGCUGCUGUAUCUAUGCGUUGUUGUAGCAUGAGUCCGAUACAGAGGAAAAUGAACUUUGAUGUCAAAUCCAAACAUCUGAUUGUAGCGGACAUUCAAAGAGCAGGGUCCUCUCUGGUGAGCACCCGCUCAGUGAGUGCAUGGUGUCGUCUUUCUCAGUGUUUGUGUCCUCAAAGCAUGACGGUGGUGGUGACCUCUCUCCUCUUGUUGUCCACUGAUUGAGUGAUUGAUCAGACUUGACCAAUCACUGGCCGUCCAGGAACCGUUCGGCCUGAAACUAACAAAUGUUUUGGACUGUUGAUGAAUAAGCCAGUACAACUAAAAAGCAUUGCCAAAUUUUUCUUGAAUUCUCCCAAAGAGCUGGCAUUAUUUUCACCUGCAGCAUACGUCUUCUGUGGUUAAUGCAUUCACUCCCGGGCGACGUUUGCACCAGAACCAGAACCCACCACCUGAAAGGAACUGAACAAAGAGAGGGAGAGAUGUCUUGAUUGAUGUCCUUGUUUUGUCAGUGAGUUUGUGUGUUCAGUCAAAGAUCUUUUUGUGCACGCUCAGAUUUAUUUUUUUUUUUGUUUGUUUUUUACAUCGAUGUAUUUUGGUAAACAAAAGAAACCCCUCGGAUUGCUGCCCCACUAUUCUGUAUAUAAAGAAACGCACAUGCAGCACGCAGCUUAAAGAUGUACCCUCAUAAUCCGCAUUAUUUUCAUUUACCCAUUUUUAUUUUUCUGUACAUGAAGAUAUUAGCGUCAUAGGCAGCAUGUAGGUUGAAUUCCUACCAUGGUGGGGGUGGGCUGAAGCAGACUGACGGAGCAGAUCUGGUGGGCUGCAAACCCUCGCCAUACAUCAGGAUCAGCCGUGACUUCUCAGCGAUGCCAAAUGUUAAUCUCUCUUUCUCUUCUGUCUCUUCCCCAUCUCUUUGUACAUUGUUUUCUAUUUAUUUAAAGCAGAAAUAUAUGGAGUGUACCGAGCAUGGAAAGGCAAAUAAAUGUUAGUUGAUUGAAAAAAGAAAAAUUAUGGGCUUUUAUUUUACAGCAGUAUAUUUGUUUAUUCUAGGGAUUUCUUUCUUCUAUCUUUUUUCUUUUUUUGGAAGAAAUAAAAAGUCAUUUUCCAUUCCUAAA